Messenger RNA from Manihot esculenta (cassava), 1892 nucleotides. RefSeq names its product protein phosphatase 2C 70. Gene Ontology annotation, molecular function: protein binding; protein serine/threonine phosphatase activity; cation binding. Lineage: Eukaryota; Viridiplantae; Streptophyta; Magnoliopsida; Malpighiales; Euphorbiaceae. The coding region runs from base 109 to 1848 and encodes 579 amino acids. Gene Ontology annotation, biological process: protein dephosphorylation. The record is from RefSeq and is a predicted model, not a curated record. The transcript has 13 exons.
AUUGGAAGUGUGAAAUGCAAUGUGCGACCAUUUCAAAGCGAGUUUCUCGCAAAUCAGGAAGCAAUCUCUAUUCUGUAGAGAGACAAGAAGAGAGAGAAAGAGACGACUAUGGCGAUGCUGCUGCUAGAGAGCAUUGUCGGUGUCCUGCUCCUUAUGCUGCUUUUGAUCCUCAUCCUCAUCUUCGUCGCCUGUAAACCAUGGCGCUUCUUCUUCUUCUCCUCCCGUUCUCGCACUGUCAAGGUUGGUGAUUUAGAUAGGCCCCUUAUUUCUGAUGAGGUGGAAAGCAGUGAAGUUACAAGAAAUUAUGACCUAGAGGGAGCAUGUUAUCAAAAUGAAGGGCCAUUGCACUUGUCCAGACCAGUGGGACUUGUUCAUAAACAGAGGCUUCCUUCUGGAUCACCCCGUUCAUUCCAAGGAGAUAGUUUGGUUUUAGAUGUAGUUUCAGAACCUUUGGAGGAUAUUUCAGUUGGGCAAACGCUUAAGCGCAUAUCUCUGACUGAGCAUGUAGCUGAAGUGCAGACACAGAUUAUACAGGAAGAUCAAAGUCCUAUCUUGGGACCGGGUCUGGAAAAAGAUACCUUUCAGGAAUCUGUGCCCAAGGUUAUCACUGAACAAAGAAGCUGCCUAUCUUUGGAGGUCAUUUCUGGUCCUUCUCGUGGACUUCAUUGUUCUAUACAGUCAGCAAGUUCUUCACGGCUUCCAUUGACCCUUGGAAGAGUUUCUAGUGACUUGCUGUUAAAGGACUCAGAGGUAUCUGGAAAGCAUGCGAUGAUUAACUGGAAUAUGGAUAAGAAAACAUGGGAGCUGGUAGACAUGGGCAGCCUAAAUGGAACGCUUUUAAAUUCACGGUCUAUCAAUCAUCCAGAUUCUGGAAGCAGGCACUGGGGUGACCCAGUUGAGCUAACAAACGGAGACAUAAUAACCCUUGGCACAACCUCAAAUAUAUAUGUCCAUGUUACAUCAAAAUCUGAGAACGAGACGCCUUUUGCUGUAGGUGUGGCAUCAGAUCCUAUGGCUUUACGUCGAGGAGGAAAGAAGCUUCCAAUGGAAGAUGUGUGCUAUUAUCAUUGGCCCCUUCCAGGCAUUGACAAGUUUGGAGUGUUUGGUAUUUGCGAUGGCCAUGGUGGAGUAGCAGCAGCCGAUGCUGCUAGCAAACUGCUUCCUGAGAAGGUUGCCAGUAUUUUGUCAGAUUCACUAACAAGGGAGAGGGUGUUAUCACAUUGUGAUGCUUCAGAAGUUCUCAGAGUUGCAUUUUCUCAAACAGAAGCUUCCAUGAAUAACUAUUAUGAGGGUUGUACUGCAACGGUGCUUCUGGUUUGGGUUGAUGAUGAUGAAAAUUUCUUUGCUCAGUGUGCCAAUCUUGGGGAUUCAGCUUGUGUUAUGAAUGUUGAUGGGAAGCCAAUUAAGAUGACGGCAGACCAUAGAUUAACCAGUUAUUCUGAAAGACUUCGAAUCAGUGAAAUAGGAGAACCAUUGAAAGAUGGGGAAACACGACUCUGUGGCUUGAACCUUGCUCGUAUGCUUGGAGACAAAUUUCUGAAACAACAAGAUGCCCGAUUCAGUUCAGAACCCUACAUUAGUGAAGCUGUACAUAUACAUCGAGCAAGUAGCACCUUUGUACUGUUGGCAAGUGAUGGCUUUUGGGAUGUCAUUAGUGUCAAGAAGGCAGUUCAGCUUGUGCUUCAGACAAGGGAGAGAUACGCUACAGAUGGGGAAAAUCCUGCUGAGAGGGUUGCUAAUUUUUUGUUGAGUGAGGCUAGAACAUUGCGAACGAAGGAUAACACCUCCAUAAUUUUCUUGGAUUUUGACAGCAAAUCUAGAAUAUCUUCUUGUAAACUUGUAUCUUAAUAUAAAUUAUGAGUUUUCAGUAGACAAUCAUGAUUUCUUUUCAA